Molecule: messenger RNA, 774 nt
Organism: Symbiodinium pilosum
Lineage: Eukaryota; Dinophyceae; Suessiales; Symbiodiniaceae
Source: the annotation of a GenBank genome assembly
AUGGUCCACUUGGAGGAGGAGCGCCCGGAGUCUGGCCGCCGAAAUGAGCUGCUGAAAGCCACGGAGUGCACUGAUGUGAUUGUUCAUGAGAAGCUCUACUGCGAGCCUUACGGUGUGCCUCACAAGCGCGUCGGAGAUGUGAUCCUCCCUGCGUUUCUCCAGACCCAGCACUUGGGGUCUCUGUCCGACAAGUGGCAGGUCUCUGAGAACGACGUGCUCCUUGCCCUGUCUCCAGGCCUCUUCCCCAACAUCCAAGUCCUGGAGCCGCUCUUCGCAUUGGCGGGAGAUGCGCUUCCGGCGGAUGCAACACCAGGUUUGCCAGUUGGCGGGGCCUGUGCCUUCCGCCAGCGGAUGUUGGAGCUUGAGAACAGUGAGGAAAUGACUCGAGAGGGCAGUCGUUGCCUUUUCACGCUCCUGCCGCCCUGGCUGCUGCCCAUCAACGGCACGCGACGCUUCGGCAAGACGGCGGUAUUCCUUGCAGACCCGCGCUACCUCAUCAUGAGGCAGCACAAGCUCUGGGAGAUCUUCAAGACCUGCAUGAACAGCAAGGGUAAAGGAUGCGGCAACAACCAGCUUGAUGAGUCCGACUUCCUAAGGGCUUACCUGGAGCAGGACUGCAGUCUCUCCGGUGAGGAAAUGCAGCGCUUGGCCCGUUGGGCGGUGGAGGAGUACAGGCAGCCGGAUAAAGUCAAGAUCUUUUUCGUGGAGGACUUCGUGGCGGAGCCCGAUGACGUAUGGAGUGGCAUGUUGCCCACAGACCGCCCACCCACUUGA